Molecule: messenger RNA, 1432 nt
Organism: Moneuplotes crassus
Lineage: Eukaryota; Ciliophora; Spirotrichea; Euplotida; Euplotidae
Source: the annotation of a GenBank genome assembly
AUUAAACUAUAUUAAAAUAUGGGAGGCUGCUGAGCAAAUGGAGCUGUCAAAAUUAACCAUAAUUCUGACCAUCCUUUAUAUGAUAAGACACCAUCAAGGAAUGGGAAAUACUCAAACAAUGGGAAUAAGGUUCUACCAUCCCCAAAUGGCUAUGACAUUAUCCAAGAAAAAUCUUUAAAGAAAAGAUCCUCGAUAUGAAUGGAAGAUGCUAUCAUGAUUGCUUAUGAAUACCUCCAGCCCAAUUCAAAUAAGAGUGCAAAGACAAAGUCAAGAAUAAUGUCAAUGAAGCCUUCACAAGGAGUUUUGUGUGUACUAGAUAAGAUAUUUGAUUACCUCGAUAUCGAGGAAAUCGAGGCAGUCUCUACAGGUUGCAAAUUAUUCCUUUAUGUGGCCACCCUGGACAGUAUUAUGCUGAAAUACAAACAUAUUCCAACCUUCAGCAGUAAGAAAGUACUGCAGAUAGUGGAAGAUCAUUUCCUUGAUAAUCAGAGAACCAGGAAAGGAUCUGAAGACGUAGAUCAGACUUUGUCAAGUGUACAUUGCUUGAACACCAAAGGGAUAAUGGAAAAGAGCAAAGGCAAUGAUAGAGCAUCUAAGUUUAAUAAAAACAAGACACCUGAGUCCUUGACAUCUCUUGUACCAGAGAAAGAGUCUAAGAGAGAGAGCAAGUCAACUCGUUCUUUUAAUUCUCCUUGGACGACUAAUUCUAAGAACGUUCAUCGAUUCGAGAAGUCUCCUCCCAUAGGAGAUAAGGGGUCUAACAAUAAAAACAAAUCAAUUAUUCAGCAGAUGAUGUACAUGAAGAACGUGAUGGAAGCACAGAAAGAAAAAACUAAAGAUUCCUUCAUGAACACAGUUGUGUUCUCAGAUGGCAUGGGCGAAGUCUACACAGAUGCAGAUCAUCUAAACAAUUGUUUGAAAUCUCUUAGUAGCGAAGAGUUUAAUAAAGUGGCUGAUAUGAAUAACCCCAACAAUAUGUCUAACUUGCAGAGCCCAGCUUGAACCCCACCUCUAGGGAGUGUGCAAACGAGAAGGAACUCCCCUGCAGUCCCACUCGAUGCUUGGAUAGUCUCAAAAUUAAUUGGAGAUGAAAAAUCAAAUUUGAGGAGAUUGACUAAAAAGUCCUUUAUUGGAAGAGAGAAGAUUUCCAUCCCACAAAUAAAUCCCAAUAGGCCAAGCAUGUUUCAUCCUUAUCAACUUGGCUGAAUAAAGGAGUCUCUGAACGAAUCAAACGACAGGAAAUAACACCACUUCCUCGGUAUCCAAACAAGAGAAAAACAUAUGCGACCUAUCCGAGAAAUUCAGCUUAGAAUCCGACACUUCAGUAAAGAUUACCUUCCAGAUGAGUUCAAAGAACAUCGGUAGAGAAGUCCCAAAAAUCAUCUAAAUACCUACACUCAUAUUUAUUCCAGUUAUUCACCAACCACAUAAC